ACCCCAUCAUAACUCUCAUCUCUACCCCUCAAAGAGUAUUUUUCCCCCCUAUAAAUUACCCUUUAUUGCAUCCUCUCAUGCCAAUCUGCAUUCAUCAUUUGAAUUAAUCAGUUCUUCUUCUCUCUCUACAGAGCCAGGAACUCAAGAAACUGGGUUUUGUUUUUUUUGGGAAAAUGAUUUUGGACAAAGAAGAUUUGGGUUUGAGUCUAAGCUUGAAUUUCCCAGCAGAAAACUGGAUGUCUCCUAGCUCUAAUACUUCACUGCAGCUGAAUCUAAUGCCUUCUUGGCCUUCCUCAGCAGAUCGAGAAACCAGGACGUUUCUGAAGGGUAUUGACGUUAACCGCUUGCCUAAGGCGGCGGACUUGGAGGAGGAGGCAGGUGUGUCUUCGCCCAACAGUACAAUCUCAAGCGUGAGUGGGAAACGAAGCGAAAGAGAACCCACCGGCAGCGAUGAUCCCGAACUCGAAAGGGAUUGCUCUCGAGGCAUCAGCGAUGAGGAAGAUGGUGACGGAUCCCGGAAAAAGCUCAGGCUUUCAAAAGACCAAUCCGCCAUUCUUGAAGAAAGCUUCAAAGAACACAAUACUUUGAAUCCCAAGCAAAAGCUGGCUUUGUCUAAGAGAUUGGGGCUGAGGCCUAGGCAGGUGGAAGUGUGGUUUCAGAACAGGAGGGCAAGGACAAAACUGAAGCAAACUGAAGUUGACUGUGAGUUCUUGAAGAGGUGUUGUGAAAAUUUGACAGAACAGAACAGGAGAUUACAGAAGGAAGUGCAAGAACUAAGGGCGCUUAAACUGUCACCACAGAUGUACAUGCAAAUGACCCCACCAACAACCCUCACCAUGUGUCCUUCAUGUGAGCGUGUCGCGGUCCCACCAACCCCGUCAUCAACGGCCAAAUUAGUUACAUCGGUUGAGCCUUUACCGUGUCGUGUAGGUCCUGCUCAGUCCCGUCCAAUCACAUUCAACCCGUGGGCUGCUGCCGUUCCGCGCCGGCCAUUCGAUGCCCUAAGCACUCGACAAUGAGUUUCUCGUCGAUAUAUCAGUUGACCGGUUGAGCUUGCCGUGUAGGCCUUGUUUAGUCCCGUCCGAUAGAGGUUUAUGAUAUUGAAAUAGAGGAUCUCAUUGUAUUUUGUUUUAAUCGGCCCAUCUUCUUUUGUUGACGAUACUAGACUAGUUUUCAGUAGUUUUUCUCCAUUACGAGGUUAUUGGUGGCAAAGAGAAUUUUAGGAUGUAAAUUGUUAUCAAUUGUUUGUU
Olea europaea var. sylvestris is the source of this 1250-nucleotide messenger RNA. Its product is annotated as homeobox-leucine zipper protein HAT4-like. The record is from RefSeq and is a predicted model, not a curated record. Gene Ontology annotation, cellular component: nucleus. Gene Ontology annotation, molecular function: sequence-specific DNA binding; DNA-binding transcription factor activity, RNA polymerase II-specific. Gene Ontology annotation, biological process: regulation of DNA-templated transcription. The transcript is spliced from 4 exons. Lineage: Eukaryota; Viridiplantae; Streptophyta; Magnoliopsida; Lamiales; Oleaceae. Bases 174 to 1019 code for a protein of 281 amino acids.